CAAAAACCCAACUUGAAAAAAGCUAUACUAUACUAACUCCAAUCGGGAUAAGAUCAGAUCGAAAUGUUAACUCAUUUAGAGUGGAUGUUAUGAGAAUGAAUAGAACAUUCUCACCAAAAACACAAACAACACACUUUCUAUAAUCUUCAAAUCAUCUUCCCACCACCUGUAACAUCCCAAGUCCCAACACAUCCCAGGAAACCCGAAAAAAAAAAAACAUCCCUCUCUUCUCCUUUCAAUAUCAAACAUUAAAAAAAGAUUGCCUUUUUAAUACCACAAAAUCAUUAUAAUUAACCCACACACUUUUUAAGUUUGAUACACUUGCUUAAAUCCUUAAACUAUCAAUAACCCUGAUCCAGUUUCCAUCGACGCUCCAGUAAGAGCUUCAUUUACCCCUCAUCCCCCCUAAAAUUCAUACAUUCAGAUCCACAAAUCAUCACAAAAAACAAAAAAAAAAAAGAAAAAAAAACCAUUUCAAAGAAAAAACUAUGUCAUUGAAAAAAGAAUCAAUCUUUGUAGGAUCAUUGAUCAUAUUAUGGUAUUCAUCAAAUAUUGGGGUUUUAUUAUUGAACAAACUUUUACUCUCAAAUUAUGGAUUUGGGUUCCCAAUUUUCCUUACAAUGUGUCAUAUGUCAGCUUGUGCAUUUCUUAGUUAUAUUUCAAUUGUUUUUCUCAAGAUUGUGCCUUUACAAAGGGUUAAAUCAAGGUCACAAUUCCUAAAGAUUGCAACUUUAAGCAUUGUUUUUUGUGGGUCUGUUGUGGGUGGUAAUAUUUCUUUGAGAUAUCUUCCUGUUUCUUUCAAUCAAGCUGUGGGUGCAACGACACCGUUUUUCACUGCAUUGUUUGCAUAUUUGAUGACCUUCAAAAGGGAAGCUUGGGUUACUUAUGCUUGUCUUGUGCCUGUUGUAGGAGGUGUUAUCAUUGCCAGUGGGGGGGAGCCGAGUUUUCAUUUGUAUGGAUUUAUUAUGUGCAUUAGCGCGACUGCAGCAAGGGCGUUCAAAUCUGUUCUCCAGGGCAUCUUACUUUCUAAUGAAGGGGAAAAGUUAAACUCAAUGAACUUGAUGCUAUAUAUGGCCCCAAUUGCAGUUGUCGCCUUAGUUCCUGCUGUAUUUAUAAUGGAGCCUAAUGUACUAGAAGUCUUUGUUUCUCUCGGGAUCGAGCAUAAAUUCAUGUGGAUACUUCUUAUAUUGAACUCAAUAAUGGCCUAUUCAGCCAAUUUAUCAAACUUCUUGGUGACCAAAUAUACUAGUGCUCUUACUCUCCAGGUAUUGGGCAAUGCAAAGGGCGCUGUAGCUGUUGUUAUCUCGAUACUUAUUUUCCGAAACCCUGUUACCGUGAUUGGUAUUGGUGGUUAUUCAAUGACUGUUCUCGGAGUAGUUGCUUAUGGAGAGGCGAAGCGGAGAUACAAGUAGUAGAUUCUUUCAUUCAAUUUGUGUUCUCCUUUACAAACGAUCAAUUUUUGUUUUCGUUUUCUAGAAAGAACGGAUUAGCUAGGCGUUUGUAGGUAAGUAUACUAGUAUUGCAUUCUCUCCCCUUAAUGUACCUUACCCGCAUUUCUUUGUUACAGUGGAUCGGCAUAUCUUUGUCACAAUGGAUCGCUUAUGUCGAUAGAGGUAUCAGAUAUAUAUAGAGAUGGAAAGAAUUCAAAACAGAUGAUUCAAUGAUCUUGUGUAGUUUAUUUGUUGAUUGGAAGGAUUAGAUUUGGAAAUUAUUGAAGAGGUUAUAGGGUUUUUAUUGCUAUAUGUAUUCAUGUGCAUUUGAUGUGUUUAUUGUUUGCUCUUCUUUUCAAUAAAAGUGGGUGAAGUUAUGUCCAUCUAGCAAGAAGGAUCAAAUGGGAGUUCAAGUAGUAAAGUGUUACGUCUGGACCAAAAGGUUAUGAGUUCGAGUUCCAACAAACCUGUCAUACAUAGACGAGUGUUAAGAUUCUUUAUGAUGCUCUUUCUUUCCCUUAAACUUUUGCGCAAAAUGGAUUUGGUUAAAUAAAGUAUCUUUGUUGAUAUAAAGGUUACUAGGAUUGAGAUUUUGCUUCAAAUUGAUUAGAUUGUAGGAUCAAAUGAAUCAGUAAGAUUGUAAGAUCUUACAAAUAAGUUUUUAACUUAAUUUUCAAGUAAUAAACGAAAAAAAU
Molecule: messenger RNA, 2125 nt
Organism: Amaranthus tricolor (Joseph's coat)
Lineage: Eukaryota; Viridiplantae; Streptophyta; Magnoliopsida; Caryophyllales; Amaranthaceae
Product: UDP-URONIC ACID TRANSPORTER 1-like
Exons: 4
Coding region: 489-1412 (307 amino acids)
Cellular component (GO): Golgi apparatus
Molecular function (GO): antiporter activity
Source: RefSeq, a predicted model, not a curated record